Messenger RNA from Cryptococcus deneoformans JEC21, 973 nucleotides. RefSeq lists its product as hypothetical. NCBI's taxonomy places the organism in Eukaryota, Fungi, Basidiomycota, Tremellomycetes, Tremellales, Cryptococcaceae. Gene Ontology annotation, cellular component: cytoplasm. The transcript is spliced from 5 exons. Bases 29 to 841 code for a protein of 270 amino acids. The record is from RefSeq and is a predicted model, not a curated record.
GAAGAUCGCUGUUCGUUCUCCUCAUUCCAUGCAUAAGGAUAUAUACUCAACUACAAUCAUGGCGCCCCCGCUUGUUACCAUCUAUGUCACGAGCUUGACGUCUGCACCUGCAGUCCGAAGGCAUCAUGAUCUCCUCAGGAGUUCCCUGAAUGCCAUGAAUAUCAAGUACGAAGAAUAUGACCUCGUGAUGGAUGAAGAAGCCAAGCGCCGUUGGCAACGAGCAAAACCGGCGGGCAAGGUCAUUGGUCUUCCUGGCUAUCUCGUGGGAGGUGAAUGGAUUGGUACAAUGGAGGAUUUUGAAGAAGCCGUAGAAACACAAUCCCUUGAAUCGUUCCUCAAACAAGACCUCAAUAUUCCCGACGAGGCAUCUACAAUUUCCGACCCAUCUGCUCCCUCCGCCUCCAAACAAAAGUCAAUGCAAGAGAUGGAGCUUGAGAAAAUCAUGGGAGAAAUGACGAACGAAGAUCUGGACAAGUUAAUGAAUGAGUUGGGAGUAUCCGAUGACAUCGGCAAGGUCGGAUUGAUCAACCAGCCUUCCAGUGGAAUUAAUAUUAGGUCGUGGGGCGGAGAAGAAGGUGUCUCCAAAGGACCAGCCCCCACCAAUGGUGAGGAUGUCAUCUCAAAGUUCCUUCAUCAAGAGGAGAAAAAGGAUGAGGACAAAGAUACGAACGACGGAACCGGUGUCUAUGAUAACACAAAGAAGGUCAAAGACGAGAUCACAGAUGUGCGGGAAGAUGAGAAAGACCUUGUGUUGGAGUUGAAGAAAGAGUCUGAGCUUGACGCUCGCGAGGAAAAGGACAUCGCCUUGGCGGAGAAGAAGGAGGUUGGGAAGCUUGACUAAUAACUGAAGAUUAAUGGGUGUGUUUGUAUUAUUUGUAUACAGUUUGUAUCAUACACAGACAAUGAUUAUUUAUCAAGCCAUUGUGCAGACUAGGCUUGAUACAUUUGGUCUGCUAGUGAUCGAUUACAGGGG